Molecule: messenger RNA, 768 nt
Organism: Sphenostylis stenocarpa
Lineage: Eukaryota; Viridiplantae; Streptophyta; Magnoliopsida; Fabales; Fabaceae
Source: the annotation of a GenBank genome assembly
AUGUUACCCACAGCUUCCAAAGGACGUUCUUCUUCUUCCUCCUCUUCCUCUCGACCUAAUAAUCCCAUGCUGCUUCCCUACCUGCGCAGAAUCAUCAAGUGGCAACAAAUGGAUAUUGAAUAUACUUUUUGGCAAAUGCUUCAUCUAUGUACGUCACCGAAAGUUGUCUAUCAGCAUACUAAAUAUCACAAACAAACCAAGAAUCAAUGGGCACGUGAUGACCCUGCAUUUGUUGUGAUCUGCAGUCUUCUUUUGACAGUUGCAACUUUGGCUUAUUGUGCGGCGUAUGACCAUAGCACUGCCCAUACAGUUCUUGUUAUCUUCUCAGUGUUGUGUUUCCACUUUAUAUUGACUGGUGUAUUCCUAGCAACUUUUUGUUGGUUCCUGACUAAUUCUUAUCUUCGAGAAGAGGCUCCAAAUAGCUAUGUGGUUGAACAACGUGUUGAAUGGAUGUAUGCAUUUGAUGUCCACUGCAACUCUUUCUUCCCAUUGUUUGUUUUGCUCUAUGUCAUCCAUUAUUUUCUAUCUCCUCUAUUGGUGGCUCAUGGUUUCAUUCCAGUAUUGCUGUCAAAUCUUCUGUUCAUGGUGGGAGCUUCAUACUAUCAUUAUCUAAAUUUCCUAGGUUAUGAUGUUCUGCCUUUUUUGGAGAGGACCACCUUUUUCCUGUACCCCAUUGGCAUCGUAAUUGUCCUUUCUCCCAUUUUGAUUUUAAGUGGGUUCAAUCCUUCUAGAUACUUUAUGAACAUGUACUUCAGUCGACAAAUAUAA